UGGAAAUUCAUAUCUGUAUUUAUCUGCACUAUUGUAGAUGAACUUGAAAUGCUGUCUGAAGCUAGAGCUCGUCUGGCCAAUACACAGGGAAAGAAGGCCAAAAGAAAAGCAAGAGAGAAGCAGCUGGAAGAAGCUAGACGGCUUGCUGCUCUCCAGAAAAGACGAGAACUCCGGGCUGCUGGAAUUGAGAUCCAGAAGAAAAGAAAAAAGAAGAGAGGUGUGGAUUAUAAUGCAGAGAUUCCAUUUGAAAAGAAGCCUGCCCCUGGUUUUUAUGAUACAUCAGAGGAAAACUACCAGUCCCUGGAUGCAGAUUUCAGGAAACUACGUCAGCAAGACCUGGAUGGAGAAUUAAGAUCUGAAAGGGAAGGAAGAGAGCGCAAAAAAGACAAACAACAUAUGAAACGGAAAAAAGAAUCAGACUUGCCUUCAGCUAUUCUACAGACCAGCGGAGUGUCAGAAUUUACCAAAAAAAGAAGUAAACUAGUGCUUCCAGCUCCUCAGAUAUCUGAUACAGAACUUGAAGAAGUUGUAAAAGUAGGCCAGGCAAGUGAGAUUGCACGCCAGACUGCUGAGGAAUCUGGAAUUACAAACUCAGCUUCCAGUACUCUUCUGUCUGAAUAUAAUGUGACCAACAACAGCAUAGCACUAAGGACUCCCAAAACUCCGGCAGCACAAGACAGGAUCCUGCAGGAAGCACAGAAUUUGAUGGCUCUCACAAAUGUGGAUACACCCCUGAAAGGAGGUCUUAACACUCCCUUGCAUGAAAGUGACUUUUCGGGGGUAACACCACAGAAACAGGUUGUUCAGACUCCAAAUACCGUGCUUUCCACACCCUUCAGGACUCCUUCUCAUGGUCCAGAAGGCUUAACUCCUCGUGGAGGACUAACUCCUAAACCUGUGGUUGGUACAACUCCUGGUAGAACUCCACUGCGUGAUAAAUUGAACAUCAACCCAGAAGAGGGAAUGGCAGAUUACAGUGACCCAUCUUACGCAAAACAAAUGGAGAGAGAGUCUCGUGAACACCUGCGCCUUGGACUCAUGGCUCUUCCUGCUCCAAAGAAUGACUUUGAGAUUGUUUUACCUGAAAAUGCAGAAAAAGAACUGGAGGAACAUGAAGUAGAUGAAGCCUUCGUAGAAGAUACUGCUGAUAUAGAUGCCCGCAAGCAGGCUCUCCGAGAUGCAGAACGUGCAAAGGAGCUGAAGAGAAUGCACAAAGCUGUUCAGAAGAAUCUACCACGGCCCUCAGAAGUUAAUGAAACAAUACUGAGACCCUUAAAUGUGGAACCACCUCUAACAGACUUGCAGAAAAGUGAAGAGCUAAUAAAGAAAGAGAUGAUUACUAUGCUUCAUUUUGAUCUUUUACACCACCCAUUUGGUGAACAGCCUAGUGGUAAGAAGGGGAAGGGCCCAGGCUUUGGAAGCAACAAUGCAGAACAUAUGGCUUACUUGGAACAAAAUCCUUAUGAGAAGUUCUCCAAAGAGGAUCUCAAGAAGGCACAGGAUCUACUGGCACAAGAGAUGGAAGUGGUAAAGCAAGGAAUGGGGCAUGGAGAGCUCUCAAGUGAAGCUUAUAACCAGGUGUGGGAAGAAUGUUACAGCCAAGUGUUAUACCUGCCUGGACAGAGCCGCUACACAAGAGCUAACCUGGCCAGCAAAAAAGACAGGAUAGAGUCACUUGAAAAGAGGCUUGAG
Phaethon lepturus (White-tailed tropicbird) is the source of this 1692-nucleotide messenger RNA. RefSeq names its product cell division cycle 5-like (gene CDC5L). Lineage: Eukaryota; Metazoa; Chordata; Aves; Phaethontiformes; Phaethontidae. The transcript has 10 exons. The annotation marks the transcript as partial. Gene Ontology annotation, molecular function: DNA-binding transcription factor activity, RNA polymerase II-specific; RNA polymerase II transcription regulatory region sequence-specific DNA binding. The record is from RefSeq and is a predicted model, not a curated record. Gene Ontology annotation, cellular component: Prp19 complex; spliceosomal complex. Gene Ontology annotation, biological process: regulation of transcription by RNA polymerase II; mRNA splicing, via spliceosome.